AUGGAAAUCGCCGGCUUGCCGGACCGGGCGCACAAAUUGCGCAAGGCAUUGCGGGAAGCGGACACCGGUGGUGUCACCUAUGUGCUGAUCGACUGCCCGCCUUCGCUGAAUUUGUUGACACUCAAUGCGAUGGCGGCGGCGGAUUCGAUCCUGGUGCCGCUGCAGUGCGAAUUCUUUGCGCUGGAAGGCCUCAGCCAGCUUUUACAAACCGUGGAGCAGGUGCGCCGCUCGCUCAAUCCGGCGCUCAGCAUCCAGGGCAUUGUGAUGACCAUGUACGACGGGCGCAACAAUCUGGCCAAUCAGGUGGUGGAUGAUGUGCGCGCCCACAUGGGCGACAAGGUUUAUCGCACCAUCAUUCCGCGCAACGUACGCAUUUCCGAAGCACCAUCGCAUGGCAAACCGGCCAUCUUGUAUGAUCUGAAGUGUUCCGGCAGCCAGGCCUAUCUGCAACUGGCUUCCGAAGUGAUCCAGCGCGAGCGGAAUUUGCGUGCGGCAUGA
Molecule: messenger RNA, 498 nt
Organism: Darwinula stevensoni
Lineage: Eukaryota; Metazoa; Arthropoda; Ostracoda; Podocopida; Darwinulidae
Source: the annotation of a GenBank genome assembly